Messenger RNA from Haliotis rubra (blacklip abalone), 2467 nucleotides. Its product is annotated as organic cation transporter protein-like. Gene Ontology annotation, biological process: transmembrane transport. The transcript is spliced from 11 exons. Gene Ontology annotation, cellular component: membrane. Gene Ontology annotation, molecular function: transmembrane transporter activity. Lineage: Eukaryota; Metazoa; Mollusca; Gastropoda; Lepetellida; Haliotidae. The record is from RefSeq and is a predicted model, not a curated record. Bases 578 to 2254 code for a protein of 558 amino acids.
GCGGGCUGUCAUCAGCACGUGGUGCACGGGCUGUUUGAUUAUACUGUGACAGAAUUGUUGUACAUCAUUAUCAGAGAGCACAACUUUGAACAGUAUACAUUCAGCUGAUUCUUCCCUUUCUUGCUUUACACGGGCAAAUUUACCAUCCUUCAGAAGCUGUCAGCUUGUUGCCGCUCAAAUCACUGGUGCAUAACCUUUCAUUAGGCUACCCUGCAGACGAAACGAACUGAAGGCGAAGGGGCGCUUCCUUCUAAAUGUUCAGUUUGUCGUCACAAGACCGUGUUAUUGUGAUGCCUACGAACCGUAUCAUCACACUGUUAGGAAGAAAGCAUCCUAUUUAUAUUUGUAAAGGUACAAGGAAGUGCUAGUCUUGGGUCGACGUCUGUGGUUGUCAAUUUCAUGUCGCCGUGUCAGUGUGUGUAGUACUGGUCGAUGUCCUUCAAGUUACAGCGGAUCUCUACCAGUCUGUGAAUAACCUCGUACAGUAACCUACUGACCUACUACACGUCAGUGUUGUGGGCAUUUACGUAUCGUGAUCUCAGAACAAAGUUCUUACCUUACCUCGCUUUCGGAGAACAUGGCGAACUUCGACGAUAUUUUACGACAUCUUGGGGAGUUCGGCAGGUACCAGAAAUGGGUGUACUUCCUGUUGUGCCUCCCAGCUAUUCCCCAUGGGGUCCGGAUGAUGAUCAAUGUUUACCUUCUCAAUGUCCCCGACCACAGAUGCGCGAUCCCCGGCUACAACAACGACACGUACGCUGUGCAGUCAAAGUACCACGCCGAGCUCAUCAACAAGACCAUUCCCUUUGUGGAACGUGACGGGAAGCUCCAGUAUGACCAGUGUCACUUGUACUUCUCCAGCCCAGGAUCCUCCAACAGGACCAUCAUAGGGUGCAACAGAUGGGUGUACGACAAGUCCGUGUUCCAGUCAACCGCUGCCACAGAGCUAAACAUGGUCUGCAACAGUUCCAUGCAGUCCUCCAACGCACAGAUGAUCUUCAUGGGGGGAUAUUUUGCGGGAGCAUUUAUAUUCGGUGCCCUGGGAGACAGGUUCGGGCGACGGAAAGCGCUGUUCCUUUCUAUUGCGAUCCUAUUUGCUGGUGGUCUUGCUCUGAACUGGGCUAACAGCUACGCCCUCUUUGUUGUAUUCCGCUUCAUCAACGGCGCCAGUACUGCGGGGAUGUACACCAUUUGCUUCGUGAUUGGCAUGGAAUUUGUUGGUCCUUCUAAACGGGCGUUGGCCGGCAUCAUCAUCCUAUUCUUCUUCACCAGUGGCUAUGCCCUGUUAACGGGAGUGGCCUUCUUCAUCCGAGACUGGCACACUCUGGAGCUGGUCAUGGCGACACCUGUGGCAGUCUUCCUGAUAUACUGGUGGAUAAUCCCUGAGUCACCAAGAUGGCUGCUCAACGUCUUCCGGUUGGAGGAAGCGGAAAUGAUUAUACGUCACGCUGCACGUGUCAACAAGGUCACAAUACCUGACAGUGCUCUGCAGUUUGAAAAGGAAGACAUGGAUGCCAAACUGAAAAUGCCCAAAACCAACAUCUUGCAGUUAUUCACACACAGGACGUUAUUCUUCAGAACAGUCGUACUGUUUUACUCCUGGAUGACAGUGAGUCUUGCCUACUUCGGUCUGUCGUCCAACACGGACAACCUUGGUGCCGGCAGCCUGCACCUCAACUCGAUGUUGGCCUGUCUGGUGGAGUACCCAGCCAACCUCCUCUGUCUGCUGCUCAUGAACAGAAUCGGGAGGAAAGCACUACUGUGUGCCUUCAUGACGCUAGGGGGCGCUGCCUGUAUACUUUCAGUCAUCACUAUUUUAUAUGUGGACGAUGCCAACCAGUGGAGCACAGUCACACUGUCAAUGAUUGGGAAGAUGUGUGUCGCGGGCGGAUUCGGUGUGGUGUUUGUGUACUCAACAGAGAUCUUCCCGACUGUUGUACGGAGUUCAGCACUAGGCCUCAGCUCGUCUUUUGCCAGGAUAGGCGGCAUGUUGGCCCCUUACUUCAUAGACCUGGGUAAAGAGGUGGAGGGGAAGUGGGGGCGGGCGUUACCUCUUCUUAUGUUCGGAGUUCUGUCUGUUAUGGCGGGUCUUCUCGAUCUUACUCUACCAGAAACUCUCAACAGAGAUCUGCCAGAGACUAUAGAAGAUGCCAGGAACUUCAGCAGGAAAAGCCCUUAUUCCCGCCUGAAGAACGCUGAUCCAGAAGGGACAGAAGCAUCACCCAGCGUCAACCAGCCCCUGCUCUCAAGCUAAGGAUGGUUCUUCAUGGACUGACAUCUAAUAAUAAUAGGUCACACAUGAUCUAUGUAGUCAUAGACACUUGUACAUAUCAUCACCAACUGCACAGCUGACGUGCUGUACAUAAACAUAUAUCAUGUAGCACUACAAUCUCUAACAUCCAAUGUGUGGCUGUGAUUGAGUGGGCGGUGGGGUAGCCUAAUGGUUAAAGCGUUGGCUCGUCACGCC